Molecule: messenger RNA, 1709 nt
Organism: Babjeviella inositovora NRRL Y-12698
Lineage: Eukaryota; Fungi; Ascomycota; Pichiomycetes; Serinales
Gene: ESA1
Product: NuA4 histone acetyltransferase complex catalytic subunit
Exons: 2
Coding region: 1-1398 (465 amino acids)
Biological process (GO): regulation of DNA-templated transcription
Molecular function (GO): histone acetyltransferase activity
Source: RefSeq, a predicted model, not a curated record
AUGACAGACCCCUCUGAAGUCAAGGAGGUGGUACCGCCGCCAUCAGCCAAGGUGGUGACGCAAAGCGAGGUGGAGCUCUUCCAGCCCGAAGACAUCCUUAUCGGCUGGAAGGUGUAUGUAGAAAAGGACGGAGAGUUCAGACGCGCAGACAUUCUCUCGACUCACACCAGGAAAGGGCGGCUCGUGUUCUACGUGCAUUACGUUGAGUUCAACAAGCGUUUGGAUGAGUGGGUGGAAGUAGACCGAAUCGAUUACAAACGGCCGUAUGAGUUGCCAAAGCCGGAUACGCCGAAAAAGGAAACCAAGGCACCAUCCAAGGGGAAAGCUAACUCCAAGGAAGGACAGAAGAAGAAGAAGAACAAGGCGAUCGACUCGCUAUCGCAGUCGGCCACCCCAGCCCCGUCGACGGGAUCCGACAUGAUGGAUUUAGACGACUUGAACGUCCAGGGAAUCGUUCCUGAGGGGGAGGAGUUGUCGCGCGAGGAGGAGCUCAAAAAGUUACGGAUGGGUGGGUCCAUGUCGCAGCAGAGCACCCAUGAGACAGCCAAGGUACGUAACUUGUCGAAGGUGAUCAUCGGCAGCCACGAGAUUGAGCCAUGGUACUUCUCACCGUACCCUGUGGAGUUGACGGAGGAAGAUGUGAUCUACAUCUGUGACUUUACGAUGAACUACUUUGGCUCCUUGAAGCAGUAUGAGCGGUUCAGAUCCAAGUGCACGCUCAAACACCCCCCAGGAAACGAGAUCUACCGCGAUGACUACGUUUCCUUCUUUGAAAUCGACGGCAGAAAGCAACGCACGUGGUGCCGCAAUCUCUGUCUUCUCUCCAAACUCUUUCUUGACCACAAGACGUUGUACUACGACGUGGAUCCGUUCCUUUUCUACUGCAUGACCAAGCGCGAUGAGCUCGGACACCAUCUUGUGGGCUACUUUUCGAAGGAAAAAGAGAGCUUGGAGAACUACAACGUUGCAUGCAUUCUCACAUUGCCCCAGUAUCAGCGACACGGGUACGGGAAGCUCCUCAUCCAGUUCUCGUACAUGUUGUCAAAGGUGGAGAAAAAGCUUGGAUCGCCGGAAAAACCGUUGUCCGAUUUGGGGUUGCUCUCCUACCGCGCGUACUGGUCGGACACAAUCAUCCAGUUACUCGUAGAAAACGGUUUGGAGAUCACCAUUGACGAUAUCGGCGCCCAGACUGCCAUGACCCAGGCCGACGUGCUCCACACACUCCAGACGUUGAACAUGCUUAGGUAUUACAAGGGCCAGCACGUGUUGGUGCUCACGGAACAGGCCAUCCAGCAAUACGACAAGAUGCUUAAGAAGCGGAAGCAUGUGCUUGAGCCUGAGUUGCUCAUCUGGACGCCGCCGGUCUUUACCUCCUCGCAGUUGCGAUUCGGGUGGUAAGCCAAGGUCGAGGACUGGAUGCUUCCUGUUUGAGCGUAUGGGGAUUGCUUUAUGAGAACCUGUGGACGCAAACCGAGACUAAAGAGCUUUGUUGGGGUUUUCCAUGAAGUGUAUAUAUGUGGUUAUGAACCUAUCUGGGUAAUACUAUGAGGAAACGGAAUUAAUGACAUAGGUUAAAGGCGAUUUUAGAGAUAAUGCACCAAGUAAUGCUCGGUUUGUGUUCUAUGCGUAGAGUAUGGCUAAUGUCUCCGUCAGAAUAAUAAUCCAAGCUGGCUUUCACACCUUUGCUACAUUUGCUGGCCAACUGUUCU